AUGAGUCUCGACAAUCAAGGGUUGACCAUUCCUACUGUUAACAAUGACAAGCACAUGGGGAUAGAAUCCCAACACUCCUCGCCAAACCUCUCGUCAAACGAAUCUACGUUGGAUGGACACAACAUACAAACAAUCUCCAGUAAUGGUAGUGGUGCUUAUGCAGAACAUGGUCCUGGAAUCGAUCAUAAGAUCCCACAAGAACUCGAGAUACAGUCCAAGCCAGACCUCUUAUGGAGUCGAAUUCGACAUACCAUGCGAGAACCAUUUUCGGAAUUCUUUGGUGUAUUUAUUUUGAUCUUGUUUGGUGAUGGCGUGGUUGCGCAAAUAGUCCUUAGCUCGGGCGAGAAAGGCUCCUAUCAAUCAAUAUCUUGGGGAUGGGGCAUUGGAGUUAUGCUUGGAGUCUAUGCUUCAGGCAUUAGCGGUGCCCAUAUCAAUCCAGCUGUGACAUUCGCAAACUGCGUCUUUCGAAAAUUUCCCUGGCGCAAAUUCCCUAUCUACAUGUUGGCGCAAGUGUUGGGCGCAAUGUGCGCCGCCGGUGUGGUCUAUGCAAACUAUAAAUCUGCCAUCGAUAUGUUCGAAGGGGGGAAUAACAUUCGAACUGUGGGCCUUAACACAUCAUCUGCAGGCAUAUUCUGUACCUACCCCGCCCCUUUUAUGACAAAGACAGGUCAAUUCUUUUCGGAAUUCAUCGCAAGUACGAUACUUAUGUUUUGUAUCUACGCUUUACAAGACAAUGGUAAUUUAGGUUCUGGAAAUCUUACCCCACUUGGACUCUUCUUCGUAAUCUUUGGUAUUGGAGCUUGCUUCGGAUGGGAAACUGGAUAUGCAAUUAAUAUGGCUAGAGACUUUGGCCCAAGAUUGAUGAGCUACUUCCUUGGGUAUGGUAACGAGGUAUGGAGCGCGGGGAACUAUUACUUUUGGGUACCUAUGGUAGCGCCAUUUUUCGGAUGCUUGUUUGGAGGUUGGUUGUAUGAUGUCUUCAUCUUCACUGGUGAGAGCCCUAUCAAUACUCCUUGGAUGGGAUUGAAGCGGCUUAUGCCUAGGUGUCUCGGGAAUAAAAAAGAACAUUCGGUAGUGUGA
Botrytis byssoidea is the source of this 1080-nucleotide messenger RNA. RefSeq lists its product as uncharacterized. Gene Ontology annotation, cellular component: plasma membrane. Gene Ontology annotation, biological process: glycerol transmembrane transport; water transport. The record is from RefSeq and is a predicted model, not a curated record. Gene Ontology annotation, molecular function: water channel activity; glycerol channel activity. Bases 1 to 1080 code for a protein of 359 amino acids. The transcript has 6 exons. Lineage: Eukaryota; Fungi; Ascomycota; Leotiomycetes; Helotiales; Sclerotiniaceae.